GAUCCUCCAGAACUGCAGGCUGUAUCGGAGCACCGAGUUCUGUGAAACAGAUCAUAGAUUAGUUGUGGCUACUCUCCGGGUCCACUUUAGAACCUCCCGUCGGUCCAAUGAACACCUUAGGGUGCUUCAUGUGGACAAAUUGAGGGAGGUUGAGUAUGCCCGUGCGAGGCGUAUCAGAGACCACCUGCUGAGGUACCAGUGGCCAGAGCACACUGGAUUCACUUGUGAUACUGUUGUUGCACUCCAAGCUCUGGCGAGUUUCGAGGCUCACCAAAAGAAAGAGGCUGUCAACCUGGUCAUCACUGUGGAAGGCGAAGCACUUGAGCAUGCAUUCUUUGUAGACGAAUCCAAUAAACUUCUUCAACAGCAAGUGAAUCUGCCAUCACUACCUUCCAAUGUCAUUCUGGACAUGGAGGGAGAAGGAUGUGCCCUUGUUCAGACUGUCCUGAGAUAUAAUGUUCCAGAUGCUACAGCAAGUGAUGCCUUUUCCUUGUCAAUCACCACUGAAACAAUCCCAGAUAGGAAAUGCAUUACAAAGAAGAUUAAGGCUUGUGCUUCCUACUUACUAUCUGAUCAGAAAUCCAACAUGGCUGUUAUGGAAUUUAACUUAAUUUCUGGAUACAUACCACAUAAAGCGGACCUUAAACAAAUUGUUGGUUAUGGAACUGGCAUAAUAAAACGCUAUGAAGUUGAUGGCAGCAGAGUUAUGUUCUACAUUGAUGAAUUUUCACCUGAAGACCUUUGUGUGGAGUUCCGAGUAAUUCGGGAAAUUGAUGUUGAAGAUGCCAAGCCUGGGACUAUUAAGGUGUAUGACUAUUAUCAGCCUGAGUUCUCCAUAAGUAAGAGUUAUGUUUUACCACCUCCAGAUGAAUGCAGAAUCAGUUUGGUUCCCAUUGAAGCUAUUGCCAUUGAAGGAGAUAUCAUUGUAGAGCCAGAAAGUGGAACAACCACUCCCUCAUCAGCUGUUGGAGUUUUUGUUGUAUUAUCAGAUGAAAUGCUUUGGAGAUAAAAGAAAGCGAAAUGAGUAUUGUUUUUCAACAUAAAAGAGGAUGUCUAAUCGUAGCAUGCUUUUUAUAGAUCAUGAUAGCUUGUUGCUAUAGUGUAGUGUUCAUAUUCACCUGUCAAACAAAAAUUAUAUAUAUGUAUAUUGUUUUUGGUUAGGAAACAAAUGGAAUGGGUUUAAUGUGGAUUAAAAAAAAAUCCUUGGUUUGAAAGAAUGAUAACGAAGCCUGCUCUUCAAAGGUAUCAGUAGUUUUAAGGUUAUUUUUAUAUUGUUUUUAUUUUGUUAAAGAAUGAGGUAAACCUUAGAUACCAUAAUAUUCCAUGGUUUGAAAUGUAUGUUAUGAAGGUAUACGUUUCGUAUUUUUUGCAUAAACAUUGUAAAGUUGGGAAGAUAUUUGAACAUGGAAAUAAUUUUGUUAUAUCCCAUGGAAUGUAUCAUAUUUUGGAAAGAUGUUUAACUAUGAAAUAAAAUUUGAAUUGGAUUUUAGUA
This is a messenger RNA of Penaeus indicus, 1492 nucleotides long. Its product is annotated as alpha-2-macroglobulin-like. Lineage: Eukaryota; Metazoa; Arthropoda; Malacostraca; Decapoda; Penaeidae. The annotation marks the transcript as partial. The transcript has 5 exons. Gene Ontology annotation, cellular component: extracellular region. The record is from RefSeq and is a predicted model, not a curated record.